Messenger RNA from Bemisia tabaci, 2915 nucleotides. Its product is annotated as cytochrome P450 9e2. NCBI's taxonomy places the organism in Eukaryota, Metazoa, Arthropoda, Insecta, Hemiptera, Aleyrodidae. The record is from RefSeq and is a predicted model, not a curated record. Gene Ontology annotation, molecular function: monooxygenase activity; oxidoreductase activity, acting on paired donors, with incorporation or reduction of molecular oxygen; iron ion binding.
AAAAAGCUGCAGAAAAACUUUUAGAGGUUAGAGUGCACUGCACUGAUAAUGUGAAUUCAUGAAUUGUGAUUCGUGAUUGUCAAAAUAACCGAUCUCUGGUCAAUAGCACUGAUCUUGUUCGAUGUUUGUUCUCAUUUUUUCAUCUGCUUGUAUUCAAAGGCUUUUGAGUCGUGAGAUUUUACUGUACUAACUCAGAGGCUGUUGCACAAGAAAUCAAAAUGUCUGAAUUUCUCAGGAAAAUAUGGCUUCCUCUCGUAAUGUUUAUCAUAACGUUUCUCUACUGGCAUUAUACAAAAACGUUCAAUUACUGGAAGAAAAAGGGUGUCUUCUACUUCGAGCCUAUCAUCUUUUUUGGAAACAUCAAAGAUCGAAUUUUGUUCCGUAAGGCCUUUCAUCAGUUUUGGCUUGAUACUUACAAAAGCAUGAAAGGUCACAAAUUUGCAGGGUUCUAUGAAGGCAGACGGGCAACUUUAGUCGUCCUUGACCCAGAUAUUAUCAAAUCUGUGCUCAUUCGAGAUUUCAGCCAUUUCAUGGACCGUCCAACUUUACAGCUCAGGUACCCGUUGAUACAGAGGCAACUGCUGAAUCUCAAAGGCCAAGAGUGGAAAAAAGUAAGGUCGAUGCUGACACCCGCUUUCACGUCUGGAAAACUCAAAGCAAUGGAAGUGUUACUUCAGCAGUGUGGCAAACAGGUUAAGCAGUAUCUUAACAAAGUCACAGAUGGAAAUGAUGGAGCUACUCUUGAAAUGAAAGAGUUUUAUGGGCAUUUCACCAUGGAUGUUAUUGCAACAGCAGCUUUUGGAGUGCAAACGGACUCACUUCAAAAUCCUGACUCGGAAUUUGUGAAAUUUGCGUCUCGAUUCAAUGAUUUUUCACGUUUUGAGAGAUUUAUGAUCUUCUUUGUGCUCAUAUUCAUCCCACAGUUUGCCAAGUAUCUUCCAAUAACUUUCUUCAAUAUGGAAGUUAUGAACUUUCUAGCAAGCGUUGUUAGAGAUACUAUUCAACACAGAGAAAUUAGGAAUGAAAAGCGCAAUGAUUUCCUGCAGUUGAUGUUGGAUGUAAAUGAAGAAUCAAAAGCCAAAGAAAAGAUUGGUGAAGGUGAUGGUAAUUCUCAUUCCGUCAUGGAUGAAACGACAAUCAUAGCGCAGUCAGUACUGUUCUUGGUUGCAGGUUUUGAGACCUCUAGUACCCUCCUGACGUUUGCUUCUUACGAAUUAGCAUUGAACAAGGAAAUCCAGGAAAGACUUCGGGAAGAAAUUCGGCUAACCUUGGAAAAACACGGAGAGACCAAUAUGUAUGAGGCGAUACAAGACAUGCCAUAUCUAGACAUGGUUUUAAAUGAAGCUCUCCGCAAGCACCCUCCUCUUGCAAGGAUUGACCGUUCUUGCACUGAUGACUAUACAAUUCCUGGAACGUCUAUAACGAUUGAAAAAGGAAUAAAUGUAACAAUUCCUGUGCUUGGCAUUCAUUACGACCCUGAAUAUUACCCAGAGCCAGACAAAUUUAUCCCUGAAAGGUUCUCCCCUGAUGAAAAGAGUAAACGUUCACCAUAUCUGUUUUUGCCAUUUGGUGCUGGACCUAGAAACUGUAUUGGUCUAAGGUUUGCAAUGCUAAGCACAAAGAUAGCAAUGAUUUACCUCCUCAAGGACUUUGAAAUCAACACAUGUGAAAAAACCCAAAUUCCUUACAAUUAUAGUAAAUUUUCCAUGCUCUUGAAAGCUGAAAAAGGGAUCUGGCUGAAGAUCAAACCUCUGUGAAAAAAGAGUCGUCUUCUAUUCUGGCUACAAAGCAUAUUCUGAAGUACACACCUGUUUAGGAUAAAUCGCAUGUUCUUUCAUGGUGAGUCCAUGUUGCCUUAAGCUACUUUCUUAUCGCUUAUUCAAAGCGUUGGCUGAGGGUUGACUUUAAAGAUGAAGAGUCUUCUUAUCGUACAAUGGUCUGAACUCAAGAACACAGUUUACGCCUCUAUUGAGUUGGCCAGGUAUGGAGAUUGGAACGGUAGGAUCUUGGGAAUACCGGUCGAUUGCUCCACACUGUUCGCGAUCUCGUUCCACUCAGAAAAUUGCUCAAGAGACAACAUCUUGCCUAUUUUUAUACUUAUGCCCGGAUGCAUACCUAGCCCAUUAGUUAGUUUGAAUACACAAAAUUGCACACGCAAAGGAUCUUACAGCAAAAACUCCUGGUAAGAAUUUAGGACUUUUGUCAAAUAUAGAUACAAUCACUUCAACACUCAAUUGGCCACCGCGUCUGGGAGGUGUAAAAAGUGAUAACUCUGGAUUUUUAGCUUUUUCCAGUCGCUGGAGGCAAUGUGUCCCACCAAGAUAUACUCAAAAUUGUCACAAGCAAUUCCCCCCAUUUUCAAGAAAGAUGAGUAUUUUAUUAUCCUAUUAUUUGUAGAGUUAGAGGCUCAAUAAUUGCUUCAAUAUAACAGUAAUUAUACAAAAGAAUGUCAUCCUUAUCAGGUUAUUAACACCCAUUACCUUAACUGUGGCACCAUCGUUUUCUUUGCUGAUUACCAAACCGGGGACGAGCUUGCCCUCAUAAUUUACUAUUACAUAAGAAUUGACUUGGAUCAGAUCCCUGUCGACCCCGUCAUUUCGUUUCGGGCUGGGCGAAGAUGGGGUGUUGACAGCAUCAGAGCAUCGUAGCAGUAUCACAGGUAUUUGAAGGGUCUUCGCAUUGGGGGAAAGGUUUCACACCAGGUAUAUUUAGUAGGGAUUCUUGGGAAUUCUCGACCAAUGGAAUGUCCAAAAAAUCUAAAGCUGCCACGUCGAACAAUCGCCUCACACAUUUCACAGGACGGUUCUGUUUUGUGGAUGUAAAUGAUGGUGUCGCCAUAGUUCUCAUGUUUUUGCUGGCUGCUUAACAAGACAAAAGAAAAAGAAAAACCAUUGGUAGAAAAGGAAACUUUAUAG